AGAGGCGAGAUGACGAUGGGUGCGUGUAAGUUAACUGUGGUGCUGUGCCUCAUCUUUCUCCCAGUCUGCUCCGGGGGUAUCCUUGACUACCUGUUUGGGCCACGGGAAGAGACAGGCAGACCUGCCUUCUGCAAGUCGCACCAAUGUCCUAACUUUACAGUCAUUGCAAGGGGACAGGAUUACGAACUGCGUCAAUACGAGCCGACCACGUGGGUUGCCACAGAGAGGAGCGAUGGUUGGUUAUCUAAGAUGUCCAUGUUCAGACGUCUAGCAAAGUACACCCUGCGGGGAUACAACAGCUUAGGGUUGAGAAUGCCGAUGACCGUGCCUGUUCUGAGAAAGUCUAGCACGACGGCCCCUGAGGAGAUGUUGUUCAUGCUUCCCGAGGACAGGCAGAAAGAUCCCCCGAUGCCUACUGAUCCCCUCGUGUACAUCGUUAGGAUGCCAGCCUUCCGGGUCUACGUGAGAUCAUUCGGUGGGUACGCUUCCGACACCGACUACAACAAUCAGAUCCAGGCCCUGAAGUCGUCACUGGGGUCCGACAUUCAAUACGACCACAACGUCGCAUAUAAAGUCGGCUACGAUAGUCCCUUCACAUUGUUUAACCGACACAACGAGGUCUGGUUGAUCGCGGUGUAGGGUAUCACGGCAUGCUCGAAAAAUGUCACUUAUGAAUAAACAUGAGCUUAACUUUCCAUAUUAAAGGAUUACUUGUGCGUUUUCUGCUGUUAUGGUGAUUUCUGUAUUACUUAGUAUCCGUUCUGACAUCGAAAGUAUAAAAGCUGAGACAGUU
This is a messenger RNA of Liolophura sinensis, 793 nucleotides long. Its product is annotated as heme-binding protein 1-like. Gene Ontology annotation, molecular function: heme binding. Gene Ontology annotation, cellular component: cytoplasm. Lineage: Eukaryota; Metazoa; Mollusca; Polyplacophora; Chitonida; Chitonidae. The record is from RefSeq and is a predicted model, not a curated record. The transcript has 4 exons. Bases 10 to 639 code for a protein of 209 amino acids.